CCACGUACGACCCCCGAGGACAAUACCGACCGAGUUUGCAGUCGUGCCAGCUCGAAACCCCGUCUAAACCAUCGGGAUCCACCGCAUCCAUCCCGCCGUGUAUGCGCUGACCGUUCCAACUGUCUCCCGAUGUCAUUUUCCGAGGCCCCCUUCUCGACCAUAAAGCACAAAUGGGAACACGGUGAUCCAGCUUUCCUGCGCCGUUUGGCGGUCAAGGUUGAGAAGUCUGGCGUGUGGAAUGAGAGUCUGUCUGAUGUGGAGCGAUUGUCUAUGCUGGAGGCUUUGAACGAUGAGGCAAAGUGGGAGAAGUUCAUCGAGGGACAAGUUGAGAGUUCUUCAAUCGACCCUACAGAGCCCUCGCAACCACCGCCAUCAGCACCAAGCUCUGACACGAUCGCGCCCGACGCCCUUGACACAGCUUUCGACGCAUUAACCUCCGCGUUUCGGGCGCGGUGUCUGCUUUAUGAGCAGUCAAUACCGCUACUCUUCCCAACGGACCGUACAUGCUGUCAGAUGGAUCCUGAAAUUGAGCUCCUUAUUGAGGAAGAGGAAAGGGCUGAUGCCUCAGCGGUAGGCGCGUCGGGUUCGGGCGAUGCUGUGAUGACAACGCCGCCCGCGCCUACUAGACGGGCAGGAGACGAUGAUGAUUACGAUGAGGACUACGACGACCCUGAACCGCAGACGUCGGCAACGAGCGAAACAAUAAGCUCAGGUAAGCCGGCGUCAGACCCAAUACAACCAACGCCGACAUCUCACAAACCAUCGCUGGCAACGAUUUAUCAUACGCUAGAGCACGACCGGAGAACGAUGGUCGAGCAAGCGAAGCUCGAUGAAUCUGAUCGGCAAGUGAAUGCGGAUGUCGACGUGCAUGGAGCCAGGGACGGUACAAGUGGAUCUGGGAGAGGGAUCAAAGGUGAUUUCGGUGCCGCGAAUCUCAGUUUGAAGCAUCUCCUUUCAGCUAUCGAUGCUAAACGGGAAGCGUUAACGUUGUCCGAUACUGAAUUGCGUCACCUCCUGUCCGAAGUCAGGAAGAACAGAUCGAAAUGGGCUUCUGAAGAAAAAGUUGGCCAGGAAGAACUUUAUGAGGCUUGCGAACGCGUCGUUCUGGAGCUCCGUGGUUACACCGAACACUCAACGCCGUUCUUGAACCGAGUAAGUAAGCGUGAAGCCCCAGAUUAUCACACAAUCGUGAAGAACCCUAUGGAUCUGGGCACGGUCAUGAAGAAGUUGAAGGCUUUGCAGUAUAAGAGUAAGGAGGAGUUUGUACACGACUUGGAGUUGAUCUGGAACAACUGCCUCCUAUAUAACGCCGACCCCGCCCACUUCAUGCGAAAGCAUGCUCUCUCGAUGAGAAAGAAAAUGCAUACGCUUGUUCCGCUGAUUCCUGACAUCACCGUACGAGAUCGGGCUGAGGUGGAAGCAGAAGAAGCUGCGCAAGACGAAGAAAACGAGGCUGAACCUGAGCCUGAAGUAAGAGCGAGUAGGAUGGCAGCUGGAGGCAAGUCAACGAAGAAGAAGAAGAAGUCUAGUGCGGAAACGACGGCCGAUCGAGAAGGAAGUCCGGUGGAUGAGCAUAUGACUGGGACUGAAACAAGACCUGGGAUACCCGCUCGACACAGCUUUGGAGGCUCGGUUCCUCCACCGUCUCUUGAAGCUCUGACGAAUGGAGUUAACGGGCAUUCAGCUGGUACCCCGCCAAUUGAUCCCGCCCUCGAGAAUUCGCAGAUGGAGAUAGACAACGCACCCCAAUCGGAGGAACUGGGCGCCGCGGUGGCGGAUCCAGCGGACGAAGGUGACAGGAGUGAUUCUCUUAUGUGGAAGUCACUCACCAAGAAACGCCGUGCGGGAUUGUGUAGUAAGCGACAUAAGCUUCUGAGGAAUGGCAAACUGAACGAGGAUUAUCCAGCGCUUGUAAGGGACAGGAAAGCGAUGCAGAGGUUUUCCAUGUGGGAGAUGAGGCAUCUAGGACUGAACCUUGAGGCGGAAGAAGGAAUGGGGGGACUCAGCGGUGUGGAGGACGAAGGAGAAGCUGAUGCUGAGGUGUAUCUGGCAGAGUAUCAGGUCAUGGCUGGUUUACCAGACAUAUCUCCUGCGCUGGCGGACGAUGGUGAAGACGACGAAGAAGCGGACGAGAUCUCAACUGCUGAUCCAAGGAUUCAGCCACCAGGUGGAGAGGUAUUGAAGAGAAUGGACGCGAAUGUGUUGGAGUUGAGAAAAAUCAGGAAAGUGUGCACGAAACUUCAGAUCAUCAAGCAGUUGCAACAGCAGAAUGCAUUUCAUGCGAACCACCAUCGCGAAACCAAUAUCGACGACCCGCUGGGCUUUGACAGGGUGGAUCCGGAUCCACCUGCGUUACCGCGGGAUACGCUGAUGUCGGAUGAUUUGGCACGAUUCGGCAUGGAAAGAGUUAUUGGGAAGAUGCUAUAUGAAGCUGGCUUCGAGGAGUACCAGCCUUUGGCGCUGGAUGCAGUGACCGAUAUCGCGGCUGAUUAUCUGUUCAGGAUUGGGAAGGUUAUCCGAACUUAUAUGGAUGCACCAUGCAGUCGUGACUUUACGGACGACGAGAUCAUCAUGCAUGCUUUGCAAGAAGGGGGUGUUCCAGACAUUGAGGCGUUGGAAUCUUACAUCAAGGAUGAUGUUGAGCGUCGUGGAAUCAAGCUCGAAGAGACACACAAGCGCGCUAUGAACUACCUUGUGAAGGAGUUACGUCCUGUUGGGACCGAAGGCACCGAGGGUGAGAAUCAGUUCAAGGACAACAGUGAGAAGUUCGUGUCUGGUGAUUUCGCGGAGGAGUUGGGUGACGAUUUCUUUGGGUUUCGCGAGCUGGGGCUGGACAAGGAGUUCGGCAUGUUUACGUUGUCUGUUCCGUUGCACCUGUUGCAAGGACGUGCUCAGAAUGGAUUUCCGAUGGCACAGUUCGGUGCGAAUCGACCUGUCGAGGAACAGUACGAGCCGCCGCCGCCGUUUGAUCCCGUCACCUAUGAGGUGGCACAACUUCAGAUUGGCCUCAUCAAGCCGUACUUGUUCUCUCGUCUUGAGUACGCAGACGAAGAUGCCAUCAUGGAAGACGAAGACAUUCCCCCGAAGAAGAAGCCACCCAAGCCCAGGCUCCCACCAAGCGGGAAGAUCACCUCGCCGCGGAAAAGGCCCGCACCCUCCGUUUUUGCAAGCAAGAAUAACAAAAAGAAGAGAUUGGGGCCUAUACCGCAGCUGGAGCAUUCUGAGUCGAGGGCUUCUGAUGGACAGUCGGCAUAUGUGUUUUCGCCAUAG
Molecule: messenger RNA, 3270 nt
Organism: Saitoella complicata NRRL Y-17804
Lineage: Eukaryota; Fungi; Ascomycota; Saitoellomycetes; Saitoellales; Saitoellaceae
Exons: 2
Coding region: 130-3270 (1046 amino acids)
Biological process (GO): regulation of transcription by RNA polymerase II
Cellular component (GO): SAGA complex; SLIK (SAGA-like) complex
Molecular function (GO): protein heterodimerization activity; structural molecule activity
Source: RefSeq, a predicted model, not a curated record